AUAUGGUCAAGUUACAGAGCACAAAGAACAUUGUAGGGCUUCCCAGUAACCAAGUGAGUUAGAGGGGAAACGAAACCUAACCAGCAAAGCUCCAGUAAGAGGAGGACCAACAUCGGAGAGGAGAGCCUCAAUGUCACACCCCAGAAAUGAAACUUAAGUUUGUCGGAGUGGCAGCCACGCUGAGGUCAAGACAAGUCUCUGGUUCCCUUUGAAAGAAAAUCCAAACAGCCAAGUUCAUCGGGUCUUUAUCAACAACACAGCAGCUGCUAAACACCAAUAUGGCUGCUGCAAAGUAUCUGCCGCCAGAAGAUCAGUUUCUGUGCUCCAUCUGUCUGGACGUGUUCACUGAUCCUGUCACCACAUCAUGUGGACACAACUUCUGCAAAAACUGCAUCAAUGCACACUGGAACACUAAUGACCAGUGCCUGUGUCCAAUGUGUAAAAAGGUUUUCACCACCAGACCCGAGCUGCAUGUCAACACUUUCAUCUCUGAGAUGGUUGUUCAGUUCAGACAGUCAGCUCAAAGUAAAGCCAGCAGCAGCAGCUCAGAGCAAGUGAGCACUGAAAGUGUCGAAGAGUCGAAACCAGGAGAAGUUCCCUGUGAUGUCUGCACUGGAACCAAACUGAAAGCCCUGAAGUCCUGCCUGGUGUGUCUGGCCUCCUACUGUCAGACUCACCUGGAGCCUCAUCUGACAGCUUCAAGUCUGAAAAGACAUCAGCUAAUAGACCCUAUUCAGAACCUGGAAGGCAGAAUGUGUACGAAGCACAAUAAGCCUCUGGAGCUGUUCUGUAAGACCGACCAGACAGGUGUCUGCAUGCUCUGCACUGUGUUAGACCACAAGAUGCAUGACGUAGUUCCUCUGAAAGAGGAAUAUGAAGAAAAGAAGGCCAAGCUGGAGGCUGAAAUUCAGCAGAUGAUCCAGAAGAGACAACAAAAAAUUCAGGAGAUCAAAAACUCAGUCGAGCUCAGUGAGAAGGACGCAGACAAAGAGAAAGCCGAAGGUGUUCAGGUCUUCACUUCUCUGAAGGAGUCUGUUGAGAGAGACCUGAAUGAACUCAUCAAAACUAUAGAAGAGAAGCGGACAGCGACACAGAAACAGGCUGAAGCUUUCAUCGAAGAGCUGGGACAAGAAAUCUCUGAGCUGAUGAGGAGAAGCACUGAGAUGGAGCAGUUGUCACAAAAUGAAGACCACCUCCAUCUUCUCCAGAGUGUCCAGUCCCUAAACACCCACCAUCCACCGCCCACCAAGGACUGGACAGAGAUCAGUAUCCAUCCAUCAUAUGAGGGGACUGCAGUGAGAGCUGUAGCUCAGCUGGAGGAGGCACUCAAUAAAAAGAUAAGGCAGGUGUUGGAAGCCGAGCUGAAGAGGGUCCAGCAGUAUGCAGUGGACGUGACUCUUGAUCCUAAUACAGCACAAGCUGCACUCAUCCUUUCUGAUGAUGGCAAACAGGUACGCCACGGUAAGGUAAUGAAAUUUCUUCCAGACAAUCCAGAGAGAUUUUCUCCCAUUGCCUUUGUUUUGGGAAAACAGCAUUUCUCUUCACGAAAAUUUUACUAUGAGGUUCAAGUUAAAAGAAAGACUGAAUGGUAUUUCGGAGUGGCCAAAGAGUCUAUCAACAGGAAGGGCCAAAUCACACUGAGCCCUGCAAAGGGUUACUGGAUGAUAUAUUUGAGAGACGGAAAUGAGUACAAAGCUGCUGACAGCCCUGUAGUCACUCUCUCUCUGAGGUCUCGUCCUCAGAAGGUCGGAGUGUUCGUGGAUUAUGAUGAAGGUCUGGUCUCUUUUUAUGACAUAGAUUCUGCAGCUCUUAUCUACACCUUUACUGGCUGCUCCUUCACUGAAAAACUCUUCCCAUUUCUCUGUCCUGGUCUUAAUUAUGGUAAUAGAAACUCUGCACCUCUGGUCAUCUCUCCUGUUGGAGAAAAAUAAUCACUGAUCUUAUUUCAUGUAUUGAUUUAUGUGUACUCAAGGGAUCAAACCUACUUAUUUAGGGGGAAUACUUUAUAGUUUUGAUUGAUUUACACUUAAUUGUGAGAUUUUUUAAAUACAUGUACCCAUUAUAUAUGCAACACAUUAAUUUGAUGCAUUAAUAUCUUCAAUCCUGCAUCAUGACACACAGCUUCUGCAGAGAAUAUCUAUUUAAACCUCUAUUAAACCCACAGACAAUUAUUUUCACUUCCUGAAGAAAUCAAUGACCCCAAAGACCCCAAAUAUUUUUGAUUUUGCAAAAAAGAAAUCUGCAAAAUAUCUAUAACAGAAAACAUAUUGCAGUAUAUUUCACUGUGUUGUGAAGCUCAGAGGGCUCAGCGGGGACAGAGCACCUGCCGCAGCAGGUGAACACGCCAUCUGACUUCACUACAAGCCGACUGGAUGUAGAAACAAGUGACGAACUUUACCUACUAAAACCAGCCGCUGGCAAUUUGGCCAGCGGCGUAGCAGGUGACACCAUCAGCCCGCUUGAGUUGAGCUCAGACGGCAAGUUGACACCGCUGCAACUUUCUCUGCAACGUUCUUAAACCGUUUUGUCGUGUCGCAAAUCUUUGUUCUGAAGUGGGCUUAAGAGUAAGGUAUAUUACGUGCCUAUUGUAACUACAGAAUAUAGUAUAUGUCAUUGUUGUCUGAAAUCUGAAAGUACCUGAAUGUCAUCAUGUAUAAUAAUAAUAUUUGUAUAAAUAUAUGAUUCAUCCAUGGUCGUGGUAAGGUAUUUUGAAAAGCUACAAAGUCCCUCAUUGUCUGCAUGCAGGUAUAUGAGGAGGCUCUGAAGGUGUCUGAAGGUUAAGAUACUGUAAGACGAAGACCUUGUAAUUACGAAGACUCCAAUGUUAGACACAUCUGUAUGACGUGUCAAAUACACUAUGUAAGGCUGAGUCACUGAUGUGUUACUUUAAGUUUCUGGUAUGUCUUUGUCUGUGCAUCAUGCUGUGCCAAAAGCUUCUCCGAUCAGAUCUGUAUUAAACAUAUGUUAAUAAGAGUAUAUGUUUUUUUCUACAUCACAGGGCAUAAAAAGUUAAUGGACAAUGUAACUGAUACAGCAAAUGCGAAUGAUAUUUGGUCUGUUUUGAGAGUAAAAAACAAGGGCUUAUUACAGGUCACUUUGGCUUAUAUUUCUCUGUUUUGUGACUACUGGUAAGAUGGUUUAUGAGUCAGAGAAAUCUGUAAAUGCACGAUUGUAAAAUAAAAACUGCAAAAUGAA
This is a messenger RNA of Epinephelus lanceolatus (giant grouper), 3195 nucleotides long. The record is from RefSeq and is a predicted model, not a curated record. Lineage: Eukaryota; Metazoa; Chordata; Actinopteri; Perciformes; Serranidae.